CCGAGUUUCAACCAAAAUCGGUACAGUAUUUGUGUCAUAGGCAGAAAUGAAGGAGAUUGUGUUAAUUUUCAUCGUAUUUUCCUUAGUUACGGCUCACGUAACUAGAAAUUUGUCUCGCGAAAUAACUUUCAGACGACUCAAUCAGCCUGCAUCCUUUGAAGAUACAAGGAUCGUGGGAGGAAAUGAAGCUGUUCCAAACUCCUUACCAUACGUGGCCGUUUUGAGAAUGAUUUUCAAUGGAUCAUCUAGUUCAUGUGGAGCAUCUCUUAUCACCACGAGAUAUGUGCUAACAGUUGCGCAUUGUUUAGAUGAUGGCAUGUUGUCGUUAGAAGUGAUACUGGGGAAACAUAAGCUUCUUGAAACUGAACCAACCCAGCAAACAAUUCCAACUACCACUUACAAGAUACAUGAACAGUUUAAUAAUGAAACACUAGUAAAUGAUAUAGGCGUCGUCUAUCUUCCAACACCAGCAAAAAUCAAUCGCUACGUUCAAUUAAUUGCACUUCCCAGUAGAGCUGACGUUUCGAAUAGUUUCGCGGGAUCAGAGGCAAUAGCAAGUGGUUGGGGAGACGAUUAUGAUCCUACCACCGAUGGCAAAGAAGUAUUGCGAUAUGUCAAUGUUCGCAUUAUAACAAACGCUGUGUGUAAUGAAACGUUCAAGGACAUUAUAGAUUCAAACAUCUGUACUGCAGGAACAGACAAAAAAGGCGUUUGCUUUGGAGAUUCAGGCGGACCUCUUGUGGUCAACAAGACAUUGGUAAAUCUAUAUCAGUUUAUAUCUUUAGAAAAAAUGAGAUAACUAAUAUAUAACCUG
This is a messenger RNA of Agrilus planipennis (emerald ash borer), 814 nucleotides long. Its product is annotated as brachyurin-like. The transcript has 5 exons. Gene Ontology annotation, molecular function: serine-type endopeptidase activity. NCBI's taxonomy places the organism in Eukaryota, Metazoa, Arthropoda, Insecta, Coleoptera, Buprestidae. Gene Ontology annotation, biological process: proteolysis. The record is from RefSeq and is a predicted model, not a curated record. Bases 47 to 799 code for a protein of 250 amino acids.